UGGCGCGCCCAAGCCUUCGAGCCCGCGAGCCAGUGAGCGGCUGCCGCGGCCUUCCCUGAACGCAGCGGCCCGGCCCGCGGCCCCGCUAAUCCCGGGGCCCGCGUCCCCGCGGCAGGGAUGCAUCAUGGCCACGCUGGCUUGCCGGGUGCAGUUCUUGGACGACACAGACCCUUUCAACAGCACCAACUUCCCCGAGCCCAGCCGGCCGCCGCUGUUCACGUUCCGGGAGGACCUUGCUCUCGGCAGCCAGCUGGCCGGGGUCCACCGGCUGCUGCGGGCGCCACACAAGCUUGAUGACUGCACGCUGCAGCUCUCCCACAAUGGUGCCUACCUGGAUUUGGAAGCGACGCUGGCAGAGCAGCGGGACGAGCUAGAAGGCUUCCAGGAUGACACUGGGAGGGUCAAGAAGCACAGCAUCAUCCUGAGGACACAGCUGUCAGUGAGGGUCCAUGCCUGCAUCGAAAAAUUGUACAACUCCAGUGGACGAGAUUUAAGAAGGGCCCUUUUCUCUCUGAAGCAGAUAUUUCAGGAUGACAAGGAUUUGGUGCAUGAAUUCGUAAUGGCUGAAGGUCUGACGUGUUUGAUUAAAGUGGGAGCUGAGGCCGAUCAGAACUAUCAGAACUACAUCUUGAGGGCUUUGGGCCAGAUUAUGUUGUAUGUGGAUGGGAUGAAUGGAGUAAUAAACCACAAUGAAACCAUUCAGUGGCUUUAUACCCUCAUUGGGUCAAAGUUCCGCCUGGUGGUAAAGACAGCCCUGAAGCUGCUGCUUGUCUUUGUGGAAUACUCAGAGUCAAACGCACCUCUUUUAAUCCAGGCUGUCUCUGCUGUUGACACAAAAAGAGGAAUCAAACCCUGGUCAAAUAUCAUGGAAAUCCUGGAAGAAAAAGAUGGGGUUGACACAGAGCUGCUGGUUUACACCAUGACUUUAGUGAACAAGACAUUGUCAGGACUGCCAGACCAAGACACCUUCUAUGAUGUGGUGGACUGUCUGGAGGAGCUGGGCCUUGCAGCUGUGUCACAGAGGCACAUGAACAAGAAAGGGACUGACCUGGACUUAGUGGAGCAGUUUAACAUUUAUGAGGUGGCACUCAGGCACGAGGAUGGCGAUGAGACGGCCGAGCUGCCCCACAGUGGGCGCCGGGACCGGAGGAGGGCCAGCCUGUGUUCCAGCGGCAGUGACAGCAGCGGGCACCAGGGCCUGGACCGCAGGAGGAGCCGCAGGCACUCGAUACAGAGCAUUAAGAGUACCCCGUCGGCUCCCACCAGCCCCUGCUCCCAGUCGGCUCCCGGCUUCAAGCCCAGUCAAGUGCGAGAUCCCAGUGAAAAAUACAGCAGCUUUGGCAACACCUCCUACCACUCCUCAAGGCCUUCCUCGGGAACCAGUGUACCCACCACCCCCACGUCAUCUCUUUCAUCCCCCCAGGAGGCCAGGCUGGAAAGGUCAUCAGUGAGUGGUCUUCUCACGUCAUCCUUUAGGCAGCACCAGGAGUCUUUGGCUGCAGAGAGAGAGAGACGGCGGCAGGAGAGAGAAGAAAGGCUGCAGAGAAUAGAAAGGGAAGAAAGAAACAAAUUCAGCCGAGAGUAUUUAGACAAAAGAGAAGAGCAAAGACAAGCAAGAGAAGAAAGAUACAAAUACUUGGAGCAAUUGGCAGCCGAGGAGCAUGAGAAGGAGCUGAGAAGCCGGAGUGUGAGCCGGGGUAGAGCUGACCUCUCCUUGGACCUGACCUCACCCGCAGCCCCUGCCUCCCCCGCCCCUCUGAGCCAUAGCCCUUCAUCUCUCGAUGCACAAGAGGCUGUCACGGUACCAUCCUCCUCCUUAGGAACACCUCAGCAUCUCCAAGCAAGUGCCAGGGAUCCUGAACCUGAACCAGAGGCAGAACCUGAGGCAGAGGUGGGGCAUGUUGCUGAUGAGGCCAGCAGGGAAAUAGCCCCUGCAGAAGCAGAGAGCGAGGUGGAGCGAGCACUGGAGCAAGAGCCAGAAGAAAGAGCCUCCCUCAGUGAAAAAGAGAGGCAGAAUGAGGAGGUGAACGAGAGGGACAACUGCUCUGCCUCCAGCAUCUCAUCCUCCAGCAGCACGUUGGAGAGGGAGGAGAAGGAGGACAAGCUCUCCAGGGACCGAGGAACUGGUUUGUGGUCCUCGAGUGUUCAGGAUGCAGGUGUAAAUGAACAGUGUGGCGACAUCCUCACCAACAAACGGUUCAUGCUGGACAUGCUGUAUGCCCAUAAUAGAAAGCCCACAGAUGACGAGGAGAAGGAGGAAGGCGAGCCGGGGAGGACUGAGCAGGGGGCGGAGGCGGUAGCCAGCCUUGCUAGCAGGAUAUCCACCCUGCAGGCCCACUCACAGGCCCAGGACGAGAGCGUCAGGAGGGUGGAUGUUGGCUCUCUGGACAAUCGGGGCAGUGUGAAAGCCUUUGCCGAGAAGUUCAACAGCGGGGACCUGGGGAGAGGGUCCAUCUCUCCCGACGACGAGCCCAAUGACAGCGUUCCGGAGAAAGCCCCAGCACAGCCAAAGACAGAGUCCGACUACAUCUGGGACCAGCUCAUGGCCAAUCCACGGGAGCUCAGAAUCCAAGACAUGGAUUUCACUGACCUGGGGGAGGAGGACGACAUUGACGUCCUGGACGUGGACCUGGGUCACAGGGAGACCCCAGGGCCGCCACCCCCACCCCCACCCACCUUCCUGGGUUUGCCGCCCCCACCCCCUCCACCCCUGCUGGACAGCGUGCCUCCCCCUCCAGUCCCCGGUAAUUUAUUGGCCCCUCCUCCAGUGUUCAGUGCUCCUCAGGGCUUAGGGUGGCCCCAGGUACCCAGGGGUCAGCCAGCAUUCACUAAGAAAAAGAAGACCAUCCGUUUGUUCUGGAACGAAGUUCGGCCUUUUGAGUGGCCGUGUAAAAACAACCGACGCUGCCGAGAAUUCCUGUGGUCGAAACUGGAACCCAUUAAAGUGGACACUUCCAGACUGGAGCAUCUGUUUGAAUCUAAAUCCAAGGAACUGUCUGUCACAAAGAAAACCGCUGCAGAUGGAAAAAGGCAGGAGAUCAUCGUGCUGGAUUCCAAGAGGAGCAAUGCGAUAAAUAUCGGUCUGACGGUCCUGCCCCCUCCAAGAACGAUUAAGAUAGCCAUUUUGAAUUUUGAUGAAUAUGCCUUAAACAAAGAAGGAAUUGAGAAAAUUCUAACCAUGAUUCCCACUGAAGAGGAGAAGCAGAAGAUCCAGGAAGCUCAGCUGGCCAACCCUGAAGUACCCCUGGGGAGUGCCGAGCAGUUCCUCCUCAUGCUGUCCUCCAUCAGCGAGCUCUCAGCUCGGCUCCACCUCUGGGCAUUCAAAAUGGAUUAUGAAACUACAGAAAAGGAAGUGGCGGAACCACUUUUGGAUCUGAAGGAAGGAAUAGACCAGUUGGAGAACAAUAAAACCUUGGGCUUUAUCCUGUCUACUCUGUUAGCCAUCGGUAACUUUCUAAAUGGAACUAAUGCCAAAGCGUUUGAGUUAAGCUACCUCGAGAAGGUUCCAGAAGUCAAAGACACAGUGCACAAGCAGUCACUUCUCUACCACGUGUGCACCAUGGUGGUGGAAAACUUCCCAGACAGCUCUGAUCUCUAUUCGGAGAUCGGGGCCAUCACCAGGUCAGCCAAGGUUGACUUUGAUCAGCUUCAGGAUAAUUUAUGUCAGAUGGAGAGAAGAUGCAAAGCUUCAUGGGAUCACCUCAAGGCAAUUGCAAAACAUGAAAUGAAACCAGUGUUAAAACAACGAAUGUCAGAGUUUCUAAAAGACUGUGCAGAGCGAAUUAUCAUUUUAAAAAUUGUCCAUAGACGAAUAAUUAACAGAUUCCACUCCUUUUUGCUCUUUAUGGGCCAUCCACCGUACGCGAUUCGGGAGGUGAACAUAAACAAGUUCUGCAGGAUCAUUAGUGAAUUUGCACUAGAGUAUCGCACGACUAGGGAGAGGGUUUUGCAGCAGAAGCAGAAGCGGGCCAACCACAGAGAGAGGAAUAAAACCAGAGGGAAGAUGAUCACUGAUUCUGGCAAGUUCUUGGGCAGUUCUCCGGCACCUUCAAGCCAACCACAGGGACUGAGCUAUGCUGAGGAUGCAGCCGAGCAUGAAAACAUGAAGGCUGUGCUGAAAACCUCAUCCCCCGCCACAGAGGAUGCCACCCCCGUGCUGGGGGUCCGCACACGCAGCAGAGCAAGCCGAGGAUCCACUAGUUCAUGGACUAUGGGAAUGGAUGACUCGCCUAACGUCACAGACGACGCGGCUGAUGAGAUCAUGGACCGCAUUGUCAAGUCAGCCACCCAAGUGCCCAGUCAGCGAGUGGUGCCUCGGGAGAGGAAGCGGUCCCGAGCCAACAGGAAAUCUUUGCGAAGGACCCUGAAGAGCGGCUUGACUCCAGAAGAAGCCAGAGCCCUGGGCCUGGUCAGCACCUCGGAGUUGCAGCUGUGACACCUGUGAGGUGCCCUGAGAAGUGUGCCCGAGGAGUGUGCAAGCUCUUGCUGGAUGGGACCCCUCCAGUGGGGGGAGGGGGGCUGUACAUUACCACCCGACAGUCUGGAAAGGAAUGCUCAUUUCUGUGUGUCACACCAUGUGGCUUGUUUUGUCCAAUGUGUGUUGACGUGGAUCAUUAGGAGUCUCCUUCACAUAAUCUCUUUCAUCGUGUCAGCCGUGUUUCUCUUGUUCCCUUGAGACCUGGUUUAGUAGUUCCACUGUGUGACACCUCUUCUGUACAAGGAACAUCCCUUUUAAGAAACAAAUUUCUUCCGUCACAGUUACUAUAGUAAUAUGAAGCAAUUUGACUAGAUUCACAGACUGGGUCUCCACAACACCAAAAUGUCCAGAUGUAAACUCCAAAAUUGUACACUAAAGAAAGCACAGCUUGUUUACCAGUUGUGGAUUUUAGUUGUACUAAAAUGUUUAUACAUAUUCAUAAAUGUAUACCACAUUUCAAAUAAUAAAUAGAGUGUAAUGUCAUAACCAGAAACUUUUAUUCUCCUGGGUGUAGGACCUUAAACAACCACGCAGACUUUCCAAAUCAGCAAAACCUCUUCCCAGUUUCAGAAGAAGGACCCUUGCUCAGAAUGGCCUUUAGGCCCCUUGGGUUUUGUUUUUGUUAAUAGAGUGUAUAGCA
Messenger RNA from Trichechus manatus latirostris (Florida manatee), 5117 nucleotides. RefSeq names its product formin homology 2 domain containing 3 (gene FHOD3). Gene Ontology annotation, biological process: cardiac myofibril assembly; cortical actin cytoskeleton organization; sarcomere organization. NCBI's taxonomy places the organism in Eukaryota, Metazoa, Chordata, Mammalia, Sirenia, Trichechidae. The coding region runs from base 125 to 4435 and encodes 1436 amino acids. Gene Ontology annotation, cellular component: cytoskeleton; cytoplasm. Gene Ontology annotation, molecular function: actin filament binding. The record is from RefSeq and is a predicted model, not a curated record. The transcript has 25 exons.